AUGUUGAUCAAUGAUCACAACUCUUGCAUGGUACAGUUCAGAAUUGGUAAAUAUAAGAUGCAUGCACUCAAGAACUGGGAGCACGUAGUUCCAGACCUCAUAGUUUAUAAGUUUUCAAUGGAAUUGGAUCAAAGAUCAAGUGGUCCUCAUGUUCUCAUCUUCCCUUUGCCAUUGCAAAGUCAUGUCACUACAACGCUCAAGUUUGCAGAGCUACUCUGCCUUGCCAACUUCCACAUUACCUUCCUCAAUUCCCACUUCGUUCAUAAUCGCCUUCUUCGUCACACCGACAUUCAAUCCCUCUUCGCGCGCUAUACCAGAUUUCGUUUCGACAGCAUCACCGACGGUCUACCAGAUGACCACCCACGUUCGGGUGCUCGAAUGCUAGAGAUGUUUGAUUCUUGGUCUUAUUUUGGUAUCCCAAAAUUCAUUGAAGCCAGUGAGCUUCCCUUCAAAGAAAGCGAAAUGGAUAUUCUGAUAACAUCUGUGCCAGGACUGGAAGACAUUUUGCGGCGGUGGGACCUCCCAGGAUUUUGCCGCACCAGCAAUGUUGCUGCUGAUAAAACUCUGCAAUUUGUAAUAAGACAGAGCCAAGGCAAUGUCAGAGCCGACUCACUCAUGGUGAACACGUUUGAAGAACUGGAAGCACCAGCACUCUAUCAUAUACGUGAUCACAUUCCCAACACUUAUGCCAUUGGACCACUCCACACCCACCUAAGCUCAAGGCUGGCAUCAAUCAAGGAAACAGCGCCAAUUGCAUCAAACAGUCUCUGGGAAGAAGACAGGAGCUGCAUGGCAUGGCUUGACGCCCAGCCCCCAAAAUCAGUUCUCUAUGUAAGCUUUGGAAGCAUAACAGUCACGACAAGGGAUGAACUUAUGGAGAUUUGGUAUGGUUUGGUGAAUGGUGGGAAGCGGUUUUUGUGGGUUAUGAGACCUGACUCGGUGGUGGGGGAAGGCGGUGAGGGUCAGGCUCCGGAGGAGCUGUUGGCUGGUACGAGGGAGAGGGUACAUGGUGGGUUGGGCACCAUAAGAGGAGGUCUUGAAGCACCAGGCCAUUGGUGGGUUCUGGACACACAGUGGUUGGAAAACAUUGGAGAGCAUAGUGGCUGGGGUGGCAAUGAUGUGUUGAUCUUAUUUUGCUGA
Messenger RNA from Prunus dulcis (almond), 1140 nucleotides. Its product is annotated as 7-deoxyloganetic acid glucosyltransferase-like. Gene Ontology annotation, molecular function: UDP-glycosyltransferase activity. The transcript has 3 exons. The record is from RefSeq and is a predicted model, not a curated record. NCBI's taxonomy places the organism in Eukaryota, Viridiplantae, Streptophyta, Magnoliopsida, Rosales, Rosaceae. The coding region runs from base 1 to 1140 and encodes 379 amino acids.